AUGGUGCCCGCGCUGCUGCCGCUGCUGCUGCCGCUGCCGCUGCUGCUGCCGCCGCUGUCCGCGGGCGCGGGCGGGCGCUGCCCGCUGCGCUGCACCUGCACACACGGAGCGCUGCGCUGCCCGCCGCACGGCGCGCUGCCCGCGCCCGCCCGCGCAUCAUUCACUCAUCUCCCUGUAAAAGUAAUCCCAUCACAUGCGUUUGAAGGACUUCGAGAUUCCUCCAUCAUUGAAAUCUCUCAGAGUGACUCCCUGGAGAGAAUAGAAGCGAGCGCCUUUGACAGCCUUCCCACCUUGUCUGAAAUAUUAAUCCUGAACACGAAAAAUCUGUUGCACAUUGAGGACGGAGCGUUCAGAAAUCUUCCAAAGCUAAAAUAUUUGAGCAUUUGUAACACUGGAAUAAGACAAUUUCCAGACCUGACACAGAUCUUCUCACUGGAAGCUCAUUUUAUUUUGGAGCUCUGUGAUAAUUUGCGUAUGACAAUUAUACCACGAAAUGCUUUCCAAGGGAUGAACAAUGAAUCACUGACACUCAAGUUGUAUAAAAAUGGAUUUGAAGAUAUCCACAGCCAUGCCUUCAACGGGACAAAGCUGAAUCAAUUAAUCCUGAAGGACAACAAGAACCUCAGGCGGAUACACAAUGAUGCCCUGAGAGGGGCCACAGGGCCAGAUGUCUUGGAUAUUUCUUCAACAGCGCUGAAGUCCCUGCCUAGUUAUGGGCUUGAGGCCAUUCAGGUCUUAAAUGCAAUGUCAUCUUACUCUUUAAAGAGGCUGCCACCACUGGAUAAAUUCAGCAGUCUUCUGGAAGCUGUCCUAACAUAUCCCAGCCACUGCUGUGCUUUUCGAAACCUAAGGACAGAAAAACAGAACUUGUUGCUUUCCAUUUUUGACAACUUCUCCAAGGAGUGUGAAAGCACCAUGAGGAAACCAACUAACAAAAUGCUAGAUGACUCCAACAACACAUCGCUGUGGUCAGCGGAGAAGAACACGCACCCGUUUGUGACAGAUGAAGAAAGUUCUCCCUACAGCUACUCGACCAUUUUUGAUGACAGCGAAACGGACAGCUUUGACUUCGAGUAUGACUUUUGUCAGCCUAAAGUCGUCACAUGCACUCCAGAACCAGAUGCCUUUAAUCCCUGCGAAGACAUCCUGGGAUACAGCUUCCUCAGAGUGCUGAUCUGGUUUAUAAACAUCCUCGCCAUCGCCGGCAAUUUCACCGUGCUCCUCGUUCUCCUGACCAGCCACUACAAGCUCACCGUCCCUCGCUUUCUCAUGUGCAACCUCUCCUUCGCCGACUUUUGCAUGGGACUGUACCUCCUGCUCAUCGCCUCCGUGGACGCCCAGACCAGCGGGCAGUACUACAACCACGCCAUAGACUGGCAGACGGGCAGCGGCUGCAGCACCGCCGGGUUCUUCACGGUGUUUGCCAGCGAGCUGUCGGUGUACACGCUGACGGUGAUCACCCUGGAGCGCUGGCACACCAUCACCUACGCCAUGCAGCUGGACCGCAAGCUGCGGCUGCGCCACGCCGUGCCCAUCAUGCUCGGGGGCUGGCUCUUCUCCAUCGGGAUAGCCGUGCUGCCUCUCUUCGGGGUCAGCAGCUACAUGAAGGUCAGCAUCUGUUUGCCCAUGGAUAUCGAAACAGGCCUGUCCCAAGCCUACAUUCUGCUGAUCUUGGUGCUGAAUGUUGUCGCCUUCAUUGUCAUUUGUGCUUGCUACAUCAAGAUUUACAUCGCCGUGCAGAACCCAGAGCUGGUAGCUGCCAAUAAAGACACCAAGGUCGCCAAGAGAAUGGCAAUACUGAUCUUCACGGAUUUCACCUGCAUGGCCCCCAUCUCCUUUUUUGCCAUAUCCGCUGCCUUCAAAGUUCCUCUCAUCACAGUCACCAACUCCAAGAUCCUGCUGGUUUUAUUUUACCCUGUCAACUCUUGUGCAAACCCCUUUCUCUACGCAAUUUUCACCAAAGCAUUUCGGAGGGAUUUCUUUCUGCUGAUGAGCAAGCUUGGUUGCUGCAAGAGCCAAGCAGAGCUCUACAGAAUGAACUAUUUCUCUGCUUAUAACUCCAACUGCAAGAAUGGUGGCGCAGCCACAGCCCCCAGCAAGGCCUCCCAAGCAUUCCUGCUCUUGUCAGCCUUAGAGAAGCCAUAUCCUGCACUACGGGACAAGACAUCUCACAAGGAAAAUUAACUCAGAGCGCUAAGAGAUGCAGCACUUUGCACGGCCAGUGGAGAUUAUCUUAGUGGCUAGGGAUUGUUUUAUAAUAUCUUGAACAGUUCAUAAAUAAAAAUGCCAGUAAGUAAUUCUUAUGCAGCAUAACUCUUCUGACGUUCGAGGUGGUGUUUUCCCUUCUCUUCCUUUGUAAGGAUAGGUGUGGAAGGUGGCUAUUAGGCAAAACUUUUCUUUAUGGGGAACCAGAAGAGUCCAGGAAUAGUCAAGUUGCUCUUGAAGUUAACAGCUACUGCAGUGAUUGCAGCCUGGCUUCUUUUUCUCAAGAUCUGCUUCCUUGGAGUAUUUAAAGCCGGUUUGCUACCUUUCAUGGCUUCUUUUUUCAUUCCUAUCAGCUAUGCUGGCAUUGUUGGUUUAAAGAAAGAGGCACUAAACUAGAUGCCUUCAUUUCAUCCACAGAAACUUCCAAUUACACAGCCACCUACACACAGUUAAAGAAGAGUGUUCAAGUGAUAGGCUGUAAAGAUGUCCCCCAAGGAGGAAAGUUGAUCUAUUGAACCUUUGUUACUGGCAAUUUUGCAGUUUACAUUAGAUCUCAGUCUGAGCUGGUGGGUAGUUUACUUAAAUUAUUAACCCAUACACAGCCACGUGUGAUCUGGAAAACACAAGAGAUGCAAAACCCCCUCUGCUGCACACAGGACUCUAUUUAGGGUAUCACAUAUGCACACACAAAUCAGGUAAACUGGAGAGCUGCUUCCUGCACAGGCAAGGAAGUGCUGCCUUGUUUUCCUUCCUGGGACAGUCUGAGGAAUGAUUUUCACCUGUCAGUUCUCUGACAUCACCAGUGCCAGUGGCAUUCAGGAAUGCACUAGAGCUUCUUCAGCACUCACAGUCCAACUCUAUUCCCAGGUGAUGGAGCAGAGUAGCACAGUACUUACCUAUUUGUGACAAUGUUUCCCCAUUAAAAUCUCUCUUUUCUUUCACUGUUCAUUGCCUAAUGCUAAGUGAUCAUGCUAAAUGCCUGGUCUAGAUUUGUAACUGCAUUGGUAAUUUAAGUAAGUGCAGAGUUUGAUACUCUACCAUAAGAAAACAGUACUAUUGCAAUCACUUUAAACCUUUUAUAUUCUCCUUUUCAGCUGAGUCCUUUGCUUUCAAGUCUGUGACAGCAACUGAGUUCCAAAGCACUCCUCUUGUUGCCAAAACACUGCACUGCAAGCUAAAUUUGCUUCACAUUAAGGAAAGCAAUUCUCUGUACUAGUGACUGGUCUAUCAUUAGUUCAUAAUUGUGAUAAUUAGAAAUAACAUCUCUGACCUACUCUUACCUUCAGCUUAAUGCCAUGUUUUCAAUCAGUACAAAAGCUCCGGAUGUAAGCACAGCUGUGCUCACAAGCAGUUCCCACAGGUGGGGAAUGAAGCAGGAUUGAGAGCAGAGGAGACUCUUAAAACUCUAUGGUUUAGCAAUCAGUAUAAAUCCCAUAGGAUGCACCUCUUUAAACACACCAGCUCCUGAGCUUAGCCAGUGGUGAAAUAGGACUAUGAGGGUAUUUAACUAUAAUACAAACCAUAGGCACUGGUGUAAAAAAAAUAGCUACUGGGCCUAAAUCUUUUCUGUCACCUGUCUCAAAAUUGAUUUUUGAGACUCAUUCUUCUGACAUCCCAUGGAAGAGUCCUGCACAAGAUUUAGGACAUGACAGCACAAUAUCUUAAGUGGGCAAUAACUGACAUACUUGCAUUAUGUUCCAACAGGAUAAGAGCUUGCCAGCACACCCUCCCUACCCCAUAACAUGGGUGGGAAAUGCCAAGGAAGGGAAAUGAGUUCGAAUUAGCAACAGCUGAUAGCACCUACCCUACAGGGCUGCAGAGGGAACAGCACUGAGCAGCAAGAGAUCUCUGUGGGCAUUUUUCUUUUUGUACCUGCUGUAAGAUGAGUGAAAUCCACCAUUUACAAAAUUCCAGUUUUAAGGGAAAAAAAAAAAAAACACCCCUGACAAAACAGCAAGUGUAAUUUAUAUACUUAAAAUUUUUCUAUGCACAAAAGUAAGCAAAUAAGUAAAAGCAACACUUUGAAAAGAGAUACAGAUUCAUGCCAGAGCUUCUCAUACUAGUUACACUUGUUAUUCUAUCUCAUUAUUUUUAGUUUACUUUCUUUCUGGUGUAAGGUUUUAGACAGCCAUUUACGGAAAUAUCUUUGAUGGCCAUAACUGGUAUUACAUACCUCACCCUGUCACAUCUGCAGCAAUAUGUUUGCUAAACUGUAAGUACCAGCGAUCAAAAACAUUAAUUCACAAACUAUUCAGAUCAAAAGCACUGGUUACUGCUCAAGUUACAGCCUAGAGCUUACAUUUUAAUAAGAAACUUUUUUUCAGUAUAAAAAUUCCUGACUUCAGGUGUAUUUAGUUGUAAAUGUCUUGUUCAAAGCUGUAAUUCAUUACUAAUGUUAUUUUUAAAACUAGCUAAAAAUGAAGUGCUCUUUAGCUUCUUUAUUUUACAGUGACCAGGAAAAACAGAUCAAAUUCAGAAGCACCACUCAGAGCCUGUGUGGUGUUUAGUGAAUGGCUCAUAUCUAGUCCUGUCCCAUGGAUUGCUGUGCCACACUACCUCUGCUUCCACUCUUUCCUGACAUUGGAAAUGGUCCCACAGUUCAUAAUGUACAGAGCAUGAGCACCCCAGAGCCUGUGAGAGACUACUGAAAUCUAAAAGCAUCUAUCAUGUGGUAAGAGCUGCAUUUCUUGUGCAUUUAUGGGUCUGAAGUGUAACAUCAGUGCAGCUACAAGUCAUCUGAAUGGGGGAAAAGAAAUCAUACACUGGAAUAUUUUAACUGUCUAUGAAUACACAAUUCUUCACAUUCCAGCAGCAACAUCUAUAAAAGACAAAAGAAAUGGCACAUUUGGUUCAAGUGCUCUAGUUCAGUGUCGUGUCUUUGAUACUGGAGAGUAGCAGAUACAUCAAAAAAAGCACGCAAUAAACUCAAUAAUUGUUCAAAACCUACUUCCUGCCUUACGCCAUUAGCACAAGGGUUUGUACCAUUAUGAACAAGGGCUGGGGUUUUUCCCCUCAUUUCUUCCAUAUAUUCAUUCUCUCCAACUCUUCCCUUUCUUUUCUUUCCCUUCUCCCAGCCUCUGCCUCCUCUCAGGGAUUAGAGAUAACCAAAAUGCCUCACAGUGUUUCAUUCCAACAGACAGGGGAGCAGCAGCCAGGAGGGAGGGGUACCUUAGUGUAGCACUGCCCUUCCAGCAGGAUUAUCCUGUUCUGAGGCAGCCUGGCUGCAGCUUUAGCAUGGAGUUGUCCAAAUUGCCCUACAAGGAACAGGAACCAGCCAGGGAAAAGUUGCAGCUCUGAAGGACAAGGACCCAAAGCUUCUUUUGGACCUCUGUUUCUAGAAGACCUAAUAAAAACUUGAUGCUGAGGGCUGGAAGGAAUGCAGUUCUCAUGGCAGGGUGAGCUACUGCCACAUACAUGGCUUGUACACGUUUCUCUAAGCAAAGUUUAUAUUGAGGGAACACAAAAACAACUCUGUGCUAGGAAUGUAAAUGAGAUGACACUUUUAUU
Corvus hawaiiensis (hawaiian crow) is the source of this 5712-nucleotide messenger RNA. RefSeq names its product luteinizing hormone/choriogonadotropin receptor (gene LHCGR). The coding region runs from base 1 to 2184 and encodes 727 amino acids. Gene Ontology annotation, molecular function: luteinizing hormone receptor activity. The transcript is spliced from 11 exons. Gene Ontology annotation, cellular component: membrane. Lineage: Eukaryota; Metazoa; Chordata; Aves; Passeriformes; Corvidae. The record is from RefSeq and is a predicted model, not a curated record. Gene Ontology annotation, biological process: ovulation cycle process; phospholipase C-activating G protein-coupled receptor signaling pathway; luteinizing hormone signaling pathway.